GUUUGGCGGGAGUCAGGAUUUGGGGGAGGAGUGUCUGACCCAACGUGGACUUCCCUUCUCACUCCUGCGGUGCUCGGGGUCAUUUGCCGCCUGCCGUUAAGAGUCCCUAGUGGCUCUGUCACAGCCUCUGUCACGCUGUGAUCUGCACUGGCCGUGGGAGUCAUAGGAAGGACUCAGGGGGACCCGGGAGACUAGAAAUGGACUCAGUGGCCAUUGAGGAUGUGGCUGUGAACUUCACCCUGGAGGAGUGGGCUUUACUGAAUCCUUCACAGAAGAAACUCUACAGAGAUGUGAUGUGGGAAACCUUCAGGAACCUGGCCUCUAUAGGAAAAACAUGGGAACAUCAUGACACUGAAGAUCAGUACAAAAACCAGGAGAGAAAAUUAAGAAGUCAUAUGGUAGAGGGACUCUGUGAAGAAGAGUAUAGUCAAUGUGGAGAAAAUAUCAUCCACAUUCCAAAUCUCAAUCUGAACAAGAAAACUACUGCGGCAAACCCAUGUAAGUGCAGUUUAUGUGGAAAAGUCUUCAAGCAUCAUUCAUCGCUUAAUAGGCACGUUAGAUGUCACACUGAACACAAACCAUAUGACUAUCAAAAAUAUGGAGAGAAGCCAUAUAAAUGUAAGGAAUGUGGAAAAGCCUUCCCUUUUCCUAGUUUUCUUCAAAUACAUGAAAGAACUCAUACUGGGGAGAAACCCUAUGAAUGUAAAAAAUGUGGUAAAGCACUCAGUUCUUCCAGGUCUCUUCGAAUACAUGAAAGAACUCAUACUGGGGAGAAACCCUAUGAAUGUAAAAAAUGCCAUAAAGCAUUCACUACUUCCAGUUCUCUUCGAACACAUGAAAGAAUUCAUACAGGAGAGAAACCCUAUGAAUGUAAGGAAUGUGGGAAAGCCUUUAUAGAUCCCUCAAGUCUUCGAUCACACAUGAUCUUUCACACUGGAGAUGGACCUUAUAAAUGUAAAGAAUGUAAUAAAGUAUUCAUUUCUCCCAGUGCUUUUCGAAUACAUGAAAGGAGUCACACUGGAGAGAAACCCUAUGAAUGUAAAAAUUGUGGUAAAGCAUUCAGUGAUCCCAGUACUUUUCGAAUACAUGAAAGACGUCACACUGGAAAGAGACCCUAUAAAUGUAAGGACUGUGGGAAAGCCUUUAUUGCUCUCACAAACCUUCGAGUACACAUGAUCACUCACACUGGAGAUGGACCUUAUAAAUGUAAGGAAUGUGAGAAAGCAUUCAUUUAUCCCAGCUCAUUUCGAAUACAUGAAAGGAGUCACACUGGAGAGAAACCAUAUGAAUGUAUAGAAUGUGGGAAAGCCUUCAGUUUGUACACUAACUUAAAAAAACACAAAAGAACUCACACGGGACGGACACCUUUUGUAUGUAAGGAAUGUGGUAAGGUUUUUAUUUCUCUUCAAGUUUUCCAAAUACAUGAAAGAAAUCACAGUAGAGAGAAAUUCUAUGAAUGUAAAAAAUGCAAUAAAGCACUCACUUCUUCUAGUUCUCUUCAAAGACAUGAAAGAAAUCAUGCUAGAGAGAAACCCUAUGAAUGUAAAAAAUGCAGUAAAGCAUUCUGUUAUCCCAGUUCUCUGCGAGUACACGAAAGAACUCACACUGGAGAGAAACCCUAUGAAUGCAAGGAAUGUGGGAAAGCCUUUAUAACUCCUUCAAGCCUUCGAUCACACAUGAUCUUUCAUACUGGAGAUGGACCUUAUAAAUGUAAGGAAUGUGAGAAAGCAUUUAUUUCUCCCAGUGCCUUUCGAGUACAUGAAAGGAGUCACACUGGAGAGAAACCCUAUGGAUGUAAAAAAUGCAGUAAAGCAUUCAGUUGUACCAGUUCUCUUCGAGUACAUGAAAGAAUUCAUACAGGAGAGAAACCCUAUGAAUGUAAAAAAUGCAGUAAAGCAUUCACUUCUUCCAGUUCUCUUCGAGUACAUGAAAGAAUUCAUACAGGAGAGAAACCCUAUGAAUGUAAGGAAUGUGGGAAAGCCUUUAUGGAUCCCUCAAGCCUUCGAUCACACAUAAUGAUUCACAUGGAAGAUAGACCUUAUAAAUGUAAAGAAUGUGAGAAAGCAUUCAUUUAUCUCAGAUUGCUUCGAAGACAUGAAAGAAGUCACACUGGGGAGAAACCCUAUGAAUGUAAAGAAUGUGGAAAAGCCUUCAGUUCUUAUCAAAGUUUCCAAAUACAUAAAAGAAAUCACACUGGAGAAAAACUGUAUGAAUGUGAAAAAUGUAGUAAAGCAUUUAGUUUUCCCAGUUCUCUUCGAAGACAUAAAAGAACUCAUCCUGGAGAGAAAUCCUAUGAAUGACAGGAAAGUGGGAAAGCCUUUAUUUCUCAUGCAAACUUUUGAGGAUAUGCGAGAAUGCAUAUUAGAGGGAAAACCAUAUAAAUAUAAUGAAUGUGGGGAAGUCUUUUGUCAUCUGAGUUCUCUCUGAAGGCAUGAAAGGACACACUUGAUAAAAACCUCUUGACUGUAAACAAUGUGGGAAAGCCUUCAAAGGGCCCACAUCCUUCUAUGUGAAACUCCCACCAAAAAGAAAUGUAAAUGUAAGUCAUAUGAGAAAGCUUGAUGGAAAUAAAGCUGUGUAUGAUGUUCUAGAAAACUUUCAACAUGAAAUAGUUGUUAAAGUUGUAAAUAUAUUGUUUUAAUCAAGCCUCUUUCUUAAAGUGCAACAUUGGCUUGUGGAUUUCUAUUAAUUACUUUCAUAAAUAAAUAUUGAGGUGAGAUAAUUCUGGACAUCAUCCUUCCUCAAUAGUACAUAAGAUUACGAGGUAGUGCUUUUUCCUUAAAUCAGCUAAUAAUAUUUUCUCUUUAAUUCUUUUUUGUAAUGUUUUAAUUGUUCUAUGUUAAGGGGCCAUUGAAAAUGACAGUUUGUAUUUGUUGGGAUUUCCUUACUGGUCUUGUAUUGCAGAUCCUGGAUAUGCCUAAUUCACUGUGUAUACUGUACCUCUCUUAGAGAAAGCUCCUUUUUUCGAGUGGUGGGUACAGGAGCCUCUUUUUAUUUUCCAUACUAUUAAACAGUUGGAAUACAUUUUUAUGUAUGGCAAGUUUAUCAAAGAGUAUACUUCCUGUGAAUUAUUAUUUUCAUAUUUGGGCCUUUGCUCUUUGUCCUUCCUUCUGACUGGUAUUUGGUGAAGAGACUUUGUAUUAAGUAGAGGCCUGUGAUACGACAACAAAAUCUAGAGCUGGACACAUCACCCCUGUAUUGCAUUAAGUCAAUGGGGGUAAUAUAAGAAGUAGAUCUUUGGGCCGGCCCUAUGGCUUAGUGGUUAAGUGCGCGUGCUCCGCUACUGGCAGCCCGGAUUUGGAUCCUGGGUGCGCACCGACGCACUGCUUCUCCAGCCAUGCUGAGGCCACAUCCCUCAUACAGCAACUAGAGGGAUGUGCAACUGUGACAUACAACUAUCUACUGGGGCUUUGGGGGAAAAAAAGGAGGAGGAUUGGCAAUAGAUGUUAGCUCAGAGCCAGUCUUCCUCAGCAAAAAGAGGGGGAUUAGCAUGGAGGUUAGCUCCGGGCUGAUCUUCCUCACAAAAAAAAAAAAAAAGAAGAAGAAGUAGAUCUUUAAGAAUCCACCCCCUUUUGGUUCCAAGUUGGAAUUCACCAGUAGCCUCUCUUGCAUGAGAUUUGGAAGACAGAAGCAAACAAGACAUUAGGCAGAUGUUGGAGCCACUGUGGGAGGAGACAGACAGUUACGUAGGAGCUUUGAGGACACCAUCUUCCAUCCCAUUUUCUGGAUUCUUUGCCCUUCCAGUCAAGAGUAUCUUGAAUACCACCACAAACUGUUUGAUUUCGUUUUUCAUAGAGGUGUAUUUUCCACUGAUGUUUUCACGAGUUUCAUGUCAAAGAUCCAUUAGAGUUAGGAUUUUUCUGUAUGCUCUCUUGGAAACUAAUUCAGACUUUUGUCGUUGAGAGUAUUCUCUUAUUUCCCUCUUCUCUAGAUGAUAUCUGUAGAAGGUCUAGUUUGUUUAGGAAACACCUUAUGCUCUUAAUAGUGCUAGUGAGUAUGUUUUCCUCAUUCACCAUGACAUCUACAUGGGGCAUAAAAAGAAGGACGUGGAAGUCUGUUUCUGUGCUGCAUUGUGCAGUGGCUGCCUUGACCCAGGUCUUCCACGUGAGAACAAUCACCUUUCUCAUGUCAGGAAGACAGUGUGUGUUUCCUGUUACUUGUAGCUGAACAUAUUCCCUGAAUGUGUUUGUAAUAAUGUUUGAUGGUAUGUCAUUAAAAGUAUGUCCAUUUCUUGGUGAAAUGAACAAUUCUGUAGUUGUUUCAUUGAUAUAUUUUACUAACUGUUUUCUAAGUCAUGGCAUGUUAAUAACUAUUAUUGUGGUUUUCAUUCCCUCAGAGAAUAUAUUAAAAUCCAUAUUUAUUAUUGA
Diceros bicornis minor is the source of this 4367-nucleotide messenger RNA. Its product is annotated as zinc finger protein 709-like. The record is from RefSeq and is a predicted model, not a curated record. NCBI's taxonomy places the organism in Eukaryota, Metazoa, Chordata, Mammalia, Perissodactyla, Rhinocerotidae. The coding region runs from base 198 to 2300 and encodes 700 amino acids. Gene Ontology annotation, molecular function: RNA polymerase II cis-regulatory region sequence-specific DNA binding; DNA-binding transcription activator activity, RNA polymerase II-specific. Gene Ontology annotation, biological process: regulation of transcription by RNA polymerase II. Gene Ontology annotation, cellular component: nucleus. The transcript has 4 exons.